This is a messenger RNA of Quercus robur (English oak), 3137 nucleotides long. RefSeq lists its product as uncharacterized. Gene Ontology annotation, cellular component: cytoplasm. Bases 229 to 2343 code for a protein of 704 amino acids. NCBI's taxonomy places the organism in Eukaryota, Viridiplantae, Streptophyta, Magnoliopsida, Fagales, Fagaceae. Gene Ontology annotation, molecular function: exopolyphosphatase activity. The transcript has 10 exons. The record is from RefSeq and is a predicted model, not a curated record.
AUGUGAUCAUGUAAGCCAAUAUUAGCGAUUUUCCAUGCAACUCACUACUCUAGAAGAUUGAGGUGAAAGUUCUUGGACCCUUGUGCAUUGAAGUAUAAUUGCCACUUAAAGCUUCACUAAACACGGUAUAAUUGUAUAGGUACAUGGUUUGCCAUCUUCGUAAAGUGCAGACACGUACAAAAAUACAUAGAAAAAGACAUCAACCGAAACGCCGGCAAAAAGUUUUUCAUGAUAUCACUCUCUCCACCUGAUAUUAUCAAGGUCCAACUCUCUCUUACAUAUUUUAAAACCCCUCUUGUGUUCUCAACCAAGCUCUCUCUCUCUCGCUCUCUCUGCACCAUGGACAGGGUCAGAUUCAACAGAGACCCUUCAAGAGAAAGCAAAGGGUCUGUAACCCUGCAAAAGAAGCUGGCAAUGGAGGCUCAGCGUAAAACAGAACAAGUUCCAGACUCGACCGAUUUCAUGAACUACAUGUUCUUUGGGACAGUGAACGUGGAGAGCAGCAAGAAAGUUUAUAACUUGACAGGUGGGGGUUGUAUGGACGAGAACUAUGAUUUUGAGAGCAGCACUAAGAGCAAUAGUAGCAGGCAGACUCAAGAAUGGCUUGAAGAAGCCAAGCGCAUGGUGGCUUCAUCUCCUUCUCGCUCUGAGACACCCCCUAGAUUUAUUGGGUCACCAAGAUUUGUAGCGGCUCAUGGAAGUCCAUCAUUGCUGGAUCGAAGAGACCCUCUUUCUAGGUCUGCCAGAAGGAACAGAGCAGUGGAGAAAUCCUCUCAAAAUCAGCAAAAGCAAAACACACUCGCAACACCUCCUUUGACAACCUUAGCACUACUACCACCACAACAACACCAACUCCUUCAGAUUCAUCCCCUGCUUCUGCAGUCCAAAAAUGGUUCUCCAACAUCCUCAAGCCCUCCAAUAACAACCCUAAACCACCAUCACUCCCUUCCACUCCAGACCCCCCAACUCCCAAUCAAACUCUGCCACCUCGCCAGCUCCCUCACAGCAAGUCCCGGUUCCAAACUGACCCUUCCUCCCCUCGCCCACAGGGAAUCCCAACCCCUUCACGCCUCAACAACUCAACCCCAACAUUACUACCAGACAGUCUUGUUGAGAAGCAGCAACAACAACAGCAACAGCAGAAGCAGAAGCUGGUUCUGUCUCCACCUAGCAACAGCAGACCGGAGGUCGAUAUCUUCGUCCACAUGUUCAUUUGAUAAGAUUGCUCCAAAGCUCAAAGCUACUACUAAUGUUGGAGAAGAGUUUAAGGAAGAGGAAGAAUAUUCUGUUGAUGAUGUUAGUCUUAAUGGGUUCUUGAAACAGCAGAGGAUCAAGGUUCAGAAGCUCUUGAAUGGGGAGCUUAAUGCCAAGAUGCAGAUUGUGCUCUCUGGGCCUUCUAACAGUACAAGUUCCAUAGUGGCGGCUAUAUGUUACGUGUGGCUAUUGGAGAAUAGGAUGAGUAACAAUAAGAAUAAGGGUGAAGGUGAUGGAGGGGGUUGUGUGGUGGUGCCUGUGACUAAUGUGAGGAGGAGGAGGAUGUGGAAGCAAAGACAGGCUGCAUGGUUGCUUUACCAUGUUGGUGUUGAUGCAACCUCAUUGCUCUUUGCUGAUGAGGUGAACUUGGAGAGUCUAAUGAUGGCUGGGCAAUUAAGCAUAGUCGUGGUUGAGCAAGAUAUCCUCAGAGCUAAUAGCGAGGUUGGAUCUCAGUGCACUGUUCUUACAGAUAAUUACUGCGAAGAGGCCUAUGAUCUACUCCAAACCCCUGUGCUGAAGAAACUUUUGCUUGCAGGAAUUCUGUUAGACACACAGAAUCUGAAAACAUAUGAUAAAUCCUCUAUGACAAGAGAUUCAGAGGCAGUUCAGUUGCUAUUGGUUGGCUCAGCCCCCAGUUACAGAUAUUCUCUUUAUGAUCAAUUGAAGGAAGAACAAAGAGACAAAUCUUUUCUUGAAUCUUUGCAGCACAAUUAUGGGAAACCACCUAAUGAAAAUCACCUUGAUAGUCUGGCACAUGCGGAGCAUAGGGUGCUAGAGAAGAAGCCAACCUCAGCAUCUCACCCUGAAGACAUCAUACACAAUUCAGACAAGAAUCCUAGCAAUGCUGGAAAUGCAAAAACUAACAGGGUUUCACCAAAAACAGACAUCAUUCACAACUCAGACAAGAAUCCUAGCAAUGCUGGAAGUGCAAAAACUAACGGAGUUUCACCAAAAACAGACAAACCUAGUUCACUACCUGUGAAAGCGCCUUCAGCAGCACCAGCACAAAAGGCACCCGAUAACUCUCAUGGAAAGAAUAAGUUCUUCCUGGCGAAUUGGUUUGGUUUUGGAUCAAAUAAAAACAAAUAGUCUGCACUGCUUUCAUAAUUGUGAUUAUGAUAAAGGAAACCAGAUUUAUGAUCAAAUCAGAGACCAAAACCAUUUCUUGGAUUACUGGUAUGUUAAAAAUUUUGUGAGUUGGGUUCCCCCCAAAUUAUUUCUUCAUUUAUAUGAGUGCUUGGGGUUGUCAUUUAACUGCAUCUUGUUUUGAAGAAAGGUGCCACAAAGGAUGUCUCAAGAAGAAUGUAUAAAGUCGUUGUUAUGCCUAUUCUAUUAUUAUUUUUGUAUCAGAUAAUAAUUCUCAGUCACUGCCAACAUGCUUGUGGUAUACUGGUAUUAUAAAACUUUUGUGUUCUAUUCACUUCUAUAACAUUCUUCUUCUUCUUGUUCAUGUUGAUGAUAAUGUGGGGUUGAUCAUUGAUGAUAUUGCUCUUGUCGGAGUUGUUUUGCUUGCUCAUCUGUAAGAAACUAGUUUUGUUUCUAACCCUUAGAAAUAGUACGUUAGUCAUUUUAGAACAAGUAUCGUACCAUUUUUUUUGUUAUGAGUUUGCUUAUAUAACUGCAAAAGAAAGUAAUUGAACUAAACAAUGUUUUUGUCAAUGCCUGCAGGCCACUUGAAGUCAAUUUUAAAAGGACUAACUUUGCUGCAAGAGCUCUAAAUGUUAAUGUUGGAUCCAAUUUACAGUUGAGUCUUUCUUAUUAGAAGUCAAUAAUAUGUUCAAAAAUCAACUUUGAUGGUGACUAUAAACGUUUUGUGUGGUUGUCAUAUUUGUUCUAUAGUAAUAUUUUUAAGAAUGUGGUCCUGCAUGUGCUAUCAUAUUCAA